GGGCAGAGGGUACUGUGCUUCGAGCCUCUGGCCGCGGGCGCGCGGAGGAUCGUGCGAGCGCCGCACCUGCGGGCCCAGUUGUCGGGCUGUCGCAGCGCGGGGACUGCCCUACUAGGAGCUGCCGCUGACAUGAGUGCAGUGUCGGAGCCCCAGGCUGCUCACGCUCCCCUGGAGAAGCCAGCUAGCACUGCGAUCCUGUGCAGUACCUGUGGGAAUGUGUGCAAGGGUGAGGUGCUGCGUGUGCAGAACAAGUACUUCCACAUCAGGUGCUUCGUGUGCAAAGCGUGUGGCUGUGACCUGGCCGAGGGCGGCUUCUUUGUCCGACAGGGUGAACACAUCUGCACACGUGACUACCAGCGGCUCUAUGGCACUCGCUGCUUCAGCUGUGACCGCUUCAUUGAAGGGGAAGUGGUGUCAGCACUUGGCAAGACCUACCACCCUGACUGCUUCGUGUGUGCUGUCUGCAGGCUGCCCUUUCCUCCUGGGGACCGCGUGACCUUCAAUGGGAAGGAGUGUAUGUGCCAGAAGUGUUCCCCGCCCACGACACUGGGCAGCAGUGCUCACCUGGCCCAGGGCCUCCGGAGUUGUGGGGGCUGCGGCUUAGAAAUCAAGAAUGGCCAGGCCCUGGUGGCUUUGGACAAGCACUGGCACCUGGGCUGCUUCAAGUGCAAGACUUGUGGGAAGCUCCUCAAUGCGGAGUACAUCAGCAAGGAUGGGCUGCCCUACUGUGAGGCUGAUUACCACACCAAGUUCGGCAUCCGCUGCGAUGGCUGUGAGAAGUACAUCACGGGCCGCGUGCUGGAGGCCGGGGAGAAGCACUACCACCCUUCAUGCGCGCUAUGCGUCAGGUGCGGCCAGAUGUUCUCAGAGGGAGAGGAGAUGUAUCUGCAAGGCUCCUCUAUCUGGCACCCGGCAUGUCGACAAGCAGCCAGGACUGAAGAUAAGAGCAAGAUGCACAGCUCUGUUUGCAGCCAGCCCUGCCCGGGCACCCUGCCCUGUGCCUUACAGGAAACCAGGACUUCCUCGGAGAGCAUUGUCUCUGUGCCCGCAUCCAGCACGUCAGGGUCCCCAAGCCGUGUGAUCUAUGCAAAGCUUGGCGAUGAGAUCCUGGACUACAGGGACUUGGCUGCUCUUCCCAAAAGCAAAGCGAUCUAUAACAUUGACCGCCCCGACAUGAUCUCCUACUCACCCUACAUCAGCCACUCGGCCAUGGGGGAUCGACAGAGCUAUGGCGAGGGGGAUCAGGAUGAUCGGUCCUACAAGCAGUGCCGGACUUCCAGCCCCAGCUCUGCUGGCUCCGUCAGCCUCGGCCACUACACCCCAACAUCACGGUCACCCCAGCACUACAGUCGCCCAGCUGGUACUGUGAGUGUUGGUACCAGUAGCUGUCUGUCCCUGUCCCAACACCCAAGCCCUACAUCCGUGUUCAGACAUCAUUACAUCCCCUACUUCCGAGGCAGCGAAAGUGGCCGUAGCACCCCAAGUCUCUCGGUGCUCUCCGACAGCAGGCCUCCUUCCUCCACCUAUCAGCAGGCGCCGCGCCACUUCCACGUCCCAGACACUGGCGUAAAAGAUAACAUCUAUAGGAAACCCCCUAUCUACAAACAGCACGCCGCCAGGCGAUUGGACGUGGAAGACAGCAGUUUUGAUCAGGAUAGCAGGAAGAAGACCACCUGGCUGCUCCUCAAGGGGGAUACAGACACCAGAACGAACUCUCCGGACCUGGACAGCCAAUCUCUGUCCCUCAGCAGCGGGGCUGAGCGAGAGCCUCUGCAAAGGAUGCCCGGGGACAGCCUCUACUCACGCUUCCCUUAUUCCAAACCUGACUCUCUCCCAGGACCCAGGAAGGAUGGUCUGGACCUCCGGAACGCCAACGUGGCCCCUUGUGGAGCAGACCCGGAUGCCAGUUGGGGCACUCGAGAGUACAAGAUAUACCCAUAUGACUCCCUUAUCGUAACAAACCGAAUCCGGGUGAAACUGCCCAAAGAUGUGGACCGGACGCGGCUGGAGAGACACCUGUCGCCUGAGGAGUUCCAGGAAGUGUUUGGGAUGAGCAUCGAGGAGUUUGACCGCCUGGCCCUGUGGAAGAGGAACGAUCUCAAGAAGAAAGCCCUGCUGUUCUGAGAACUGCCAGCCUCUUCCCAGGAGCCUGCUGGGGCGUAGAGCUGAGGGACCCCACUGGCCUCCCCGAAAAAUCUCCUCCUGCACCUUGCCUUGCUUCUCUGUGUCAGCGGGGGGCAGGCGGGGUGCCCGUGGGAGGCGGGGCGCGGCCAGGCCCCCCGAGGAGCGUCCAGCAGGCAUGGUCCCUUGUGUAGCAAGGAUGCUCCCGCUCCGUAGUUUAGGGCCCGGUGCCAGCUUGACCCACUCCUUCCCGCCGCAACUUGGCAUCAAGGCCGUGCUGCGGCCAGCUAUCCUAGGAGAUGGGCCAGGGCAUUCAGGCAGCCCAGCACCUCCCCCGUGCCCCUGGUGUGCCCACACCUGUGCUGGGCUGCUGGGCACAGACGCAUCUGGGAGGUGGGUGAAAGGUUUGUCAGUGGCAGACCCUGACACAGCAGGGGUGGUGCGUGAGGCUCCUCAGAGCAUGAGCAGUAGGCAGGCAGGCUGAGGCAGGGGAGCCAGUCCCAUGGCUGGAGAGGCAGCGGGACUGUGAUUUUUGCAGUUAUUGUGAAGGAUCUUUUCUGGGGAAUGAAUGUUGACCUGACAGGGUGCCCCCACCACACACACACUAGUGCUCUGUGUACUGUGCCCUUCCAAAUCACCCCCCUUAGUUGCCUAAAUGAUAUCUUUCAAGUUACACAGAAGUUUUUAUUUUAUUAAAAAGUAUCGCUUCCUUACACAUAUGAAGACAUAUAUGCAGAGUUUAGUUUUCCGGUCCCUCAGAAGGGGAGCGCCUCCGCCUUACACCCCCACCGUGCGGGCCUCUGUGCUUCCAGUCCUCAGCGAUCCUCAGAGACAGGAGCCCAUCUGUUGCCCUUCGUCCCUGCCCUUCGUAUGUGUCACACAGACCGCCUCGAAGACAGACUCGCUCAGUAGUGCCGUUUGUAAAUACAUGUGAAGUGUAUCGUC
Messenger RNA from Peromyscus eremicus (cactus mouse), 3066 nucleotides. It is a transcript of the gene Ablim2, whose product is annotated as actin binding LIM protein family member 2. Gene Ontology annotation, molecular function: actin filament binding. The record is from RefSeq and is a predicted model, not a curated record. Gene Ontology annotation, biological process: cytoskeleton organization; lamellipodium assembly. Lineage: Eukaryota; Metazoa; Chordata; Mammalia; Rodentia; Cricetidae. Gene Ontology annotation, cellular component: actin cytoskeleton. The transcript is spliced from 22 exons. The coding region runs from base 130 to 2124 and encodes 664 amino acids.